GGUCAGAGCAGCUUCGCCCCGCCCAGGUCUGGCGAACCGCCCCGCGGUGUGCUGGGGUCGCGGUUUCCGGCGCUGCGGGCCGCGCGUGCGUACUGCGGUGGGCCGCCAUCACCUCUCCGUGUUCGAGACUGCGGGAGCCCUCGGGGCCUCGCUGCGCAGCAGGUCCUGGUAUUGCUGACCUCUCCUGGGUACCACGUUAUCCUUGCUAUCUCUGCUGAGUUCUUGGCUAGACACAGUUGCAUUUCUGUGGAGGCCUGAGAAGAUGCUGCCUUUGGAGAGGGCACUGGCCUCCCCCAGAAGCUCCCCACCCCACCCAGAACCACCUACUUUGCAGUCAGAGGAUAGAUCCCAACAGGAAGAUCCCAGCCAGCAGGAAGAACCCAAUGAGGGGGAAGUUCUCAUUAAGCAACAAGAACCAAGCCAGCAGGAGGAACCCAGGAGGCAGGAUGAACCCAUCCAGGAAGAAGAACCCAUCCAGCUGCUGGAACCUAGUCAGAGGGAUAAGCCCAACCAGGGAGAGGAAUCCAGUCAGCAGGAUAAUCCUCCCAACCAGAGGGAAGAACCCAGUGAGCAGCAAGAACCCAGUCAGUGGGAUGAGCCUAGUCAGGAAGAAGAACCUGGCCACAAGGAUAUACCCAUGCAGCAGGAAGAACCUAUGCAGCAGGAUGAGCCUCACCAGUGGGAAGAACCCAUGCAGCAAGAUGAACCCAUGCAGCAGGAGGAGCCCAUGCAGCAGGAAGAGUCUACUCAGCAGAACAAACCCAUCCAACAGAAAGAACUCAUCCACCAGGAGCCAGUUCAGCAGGAUAAGCCCACUCAACAGGAAAAACUCAUCCAGCAGGAGGAACUCAUCCAACAGGAAGAACUCAUUCAGCAGGAGGAACUCAUCCAACAGGAAGAACUCAUCCAGCAAGAGCCAAUUCAGCAGGAUAAGCCUACCCAACAGGAAGAACUGAACCAGCAGGAAGAAUCCAUUCAGCAGGAUAAGUCCAUCCAACAGGAAGAAUUCAUCCACCAGGAGGAGCCCAUCCACCAGGAUGCUUCCAUCCAACAGGAACUUAUCCAGCAGGAGGAGCCCUUUCAGCAGGAACUGAUCCAGCAGGAUAAGUCCAUCCAAAAGGAAGAACUCAUCCAGCAGGAGGAGCCCAUCCAACAGGAUGCUUCCGUCCAACAGGAACUCAUCCACCAGGAGGAACCCAUUCAGCAGGAACUCAUCCACCAGGAGGAACCCAUUCAGCAGGAACUAAUCCAGCAGGAUAAGUCCAUCAAAAGUGAAGAAUUCAUUCAUCAAGAGAAGCCCAUCCAGCAGGUAGGGCCCAGCAAACAGGAGGAACCCAACCAGCAGGAGGAAUCCAGCCAACAGGAGGAACUCAGUCAACAGGAAGAACCUAGUCAGCAGGAAGAACCUAGUCAACCGGAAGAACCUAGUCAGCAGGAAGAACCCAGCCAACAGGAAGAGCCUAGCCAAAAGGAUCAACCCAUCCAACAGGAAGAAUCCAGCCAACAGAAGGAAACAGAAACCAUCACUGAGAGAUCUGCUGCUGACCUUGAGUUUUCCCGCUUGCGCUUUCGGGAGUUUGUCUACCAGGAGGCAGCUGGGCCUCACCAGACUCUGGCCAGACUUCAUGAGCUGUGCCGCCAGUGGCUGCGGCCUGAGGCUUGCUCCAAAGAGCAGAUCCUGGAACUGCUGGUUCUGGAGCAGUUCCUGGGCAUCUUGCCAGACAGGGUUCGUCCCUGGGUGGUAGCCCAGUAUCCUGAGAACUGCAAGAAGGCUGCCUCCCUGGUGGAGGGUCUCUCUGACAUCCUGGAGGAGCCAGGAAUGAUGUUGUGUUCCCCGGGUGGGUCAUCAUCUUCAUUCAGCGAGGGAGACUAUGAGAGGUGUCCUGAGCCCUUGCUGCUACCACGUGGGUUGUUGAGUCCCAGCAGAAACCUAAGACCUAGGGACAUCCUUGUACACCGUGAUACUUCUCCCCUUCUUCCAGCCUGGCCUACUCUGGAAUCUGUGCACCUGGAUGAAGAGCAUACAGAGGGAGAAAAGAAUGAAGAGGCCAACCCUGGCACAGCUGAGCCAAAGGAGCCUCUACAGUCAGAAUGGGACCACCUGGACCCCAGAGAGGAUAACCUGACCAGUUACAGCAAGCUUCUCCUGUGGGGGUGUCAGUAUUUCCAGGCUGGUCCAUCCUCCACACUGGAGACAGAGGAACCAGAGGAACCUUGUGCGGUGGAAGAACUGCCAGGAGGCAGCCUCCCAGAUAGCACUGGGCAGCAGGAAAGCAAAGGAAAUGUGUGUGAGGAAGUCUCCAUGGGGAAGACAGUGAUGGAGAGGCUUUUGAGGGAUGUUCCUGUUAGCCCUUCAAUAGAUACUGCCCAGGAGGAGGAACAGCAACCUCAGAAAGCUCUGGAUGCUGAGGAUGAGGAUUCAAGUCCUGCCAGUUCCCAGAGGCAAUCAGUCAUCCAGGACAAGGAUACCCCACAUCAAGGCACUGGGACAAAGAGGCCUCAUCCAGAUGAUGAGGAUGAAGAGGACCCUGCGUGUCCUUCCAGCUCCAGCAGCUACAAAAUGCCAUCUGAUGCAGGGAAGGUUCUUCAUGUGUAUGGCCAUGAUUCUGGGCAGGACCCAGGAACUUCUGUGGGAUGUCCUGCAGCUGAUGAGUUUGAUGCAUCCCAAGGGAAGCCCUACACAUGUAGUGAAUGUGGGGAGGCCUUUGCAUGGAUCUCGAACCUUCUGGAGCAUCACAAGAGCCACAGCAUUGAGACAUGCUAGGUGAGCCAAGACUGCUAGGAACCCGUCUUGUUCAGCUUGGCUGUGGUCAAGCACUGCAAGAGUCACAUACAAAAAAAGAAAAGCCACGCCCAGAGCCCCUGUCUGCCACAAACAAAGCUUGAGAGGAUUGAUAGUUCCUAGUGUGGGGGGUUUUCCCUAUACAACCUGAGGUGUAAGGAUGAGCAACUCUGCUGUGAGUAUCCUGUGACAUGACAGUGAUCUUAAGCAGGAGUGAUCUUAAGGCUCAUGUGUGGUAGUGGCUUCCUGUGGUAUCUAUGGGCAUUUCUGUAUUUACUUUCUGGAUGCUAAUGUGCUGAAAGCAACUGGAAAUGGGCAUGGCCACAAGAAGCCCUCAUCUUGGAAAUAUACCUUAGGCUCUGUCCUAUCCUGUAAGCUGUCAGCUGAGGGAAAACUCCCAUUUCUGCAGUCUUUUAAUACCACACACACUCUGGUCAUUUGACAUUGUACAAAGUGUUGAGUUGCCUUAAAGUAUUUCAUCUGUUGGAGCUUUCUUGAGCUCUCCUUGCCUCAGUUGCUUCUCCUUGAACUCCCUGUGGUUCACACAUAAUUCUUGCCAUCUAUUUGGCCUUUCUAUAAAUAUGUGAUACCAGGUUUACUUCUGAAUCCUCAAGAACAAAAACUGUGAGUUCAAGCCAGAUGUCUCUUAAAAUAUGGAGUCACUUACAAAGACCACACAAACACACACACACACACACACACACACACACACACACACACACACACAAUGCUGAUUUUGGACUCUGGGUUUCAGCCCAUUAGUGAAUUGUGAAAUUCAGUUAGUGGAUGGCCACUGGCAUUACAAAGCAAUGAAAUAGAAUAAAGUAGGUCAGAAUGCAUCAUGUAGUAAAGGCAAAUAUUGUUUUGUGAAACUUCUCAGCUGUGUAUCUGAGACCUGGCUAUCAUGUUAAAUGUAUUUAUUAGGGGUAUGAUCAAAACAGGUUUAAAAAUACAAAGGUUGAAGAAAUGAUCUGUAUCUGCGUUAAGAGAACCAAAUGUGGCCUACAUAGGUGAUCUUGUGGUUUUGCUUUAAUUUCAGAUUACAGCAUUGUUUCUGUUGCCUUACCAUAAAUUUAAUUGCCCUGCAGAUACAGAAAGGUGUCUUUUUCUGUCAGUGUUUGAGGAGGCAAUUUGUAUAAACCCCAAAUCAGAGGCUUACCAUAAUAAAGUAUUUAUUUAUUCAUUUA
Onychomys torridus (southern grasshopper mouse) is the source of this 3969-nucleotide messenger RNA. It is a transcript of the gene Zscan18, whose product is annotated as zinc finger and SCAN domain containing 18. Bases 263 to 2764 code for a protein of 833 amino acids. NCBI's taxonomy places the organism in Eukaryota, Metazoa, Chordata, Mammalia, Rodentia, Cricetidae. The record is from RefSeq and is a predicted model, not a curated record. The transcript has 7 exons.